This is a messenger RNA of Aspergillus eucalypticola CBS 122712, 1959 nucleotides long. RefSeq names its product dynein family protein. Gene Ontology annotation, molecular function: dynein heavy chain binding. Gene Ontology annotation, biological process: microtubule cytoskeleton organization; microtubule-based movement. Bases 314 to 1885 code for a protein of 523 amino acids. NCBI's taxonomy places the organism in Eukaryota, Fungi, Ascomycota, Eurotiomycetes, Eurotiales, Aspergillaceae. Gene Ontology annotation, cellular component: centrosome; cytoplasmic dynein complex. The record is from RefSeq and is a predicted model, not a curated record. The transcript has 6 exons.
CUCGACUAAACCGCCUUCCUCUUGAACUGACAACCCCCACCACCUGUGUGAUUCAAAUAGCAACAGCGGGCUUACCUACGAUACAGCUCAUCCGGGUGGGCAAUUUGGCCACGGACCCGCCGUUAAUCGCUACAAGAGAUCGUCCCCAACGCCAGAUUCCCCUGACCCCAAGUCCGCUUGCUUGGACCGAUAUCCAUCAUCUCCUCCAAACUCCGCGGCUCACGCGUCAAAGCCGUCGGACUAGCCUCACAAUUAUUCGGACGUUACAUGGCAUGGUCUGCGCCAACUGAAUUUAGUCGAAAUCGAACGGACGAUGUCUGCGUCAAGCCAGAUCCCCGGCUCCAGGUUCGGCACCGGAAACAAUAGCCGGCCGUCGAGCAAGGAUGGACCGAAGAAGAAUAUCUGGUCUUCUAUGCUGGAUAGUGUCGCGAAUGGAAAGCGUCUGCCUGAGAAGAAUUUGCUUAUCCUAGGAGGCACGCCUGAGAGUCAAAGAGAAUUCCUGGACACACUCGCCGCCGAUUCUUCCGAUCCUAGUCUGUCAAACGAUAAGCGAAAGGGGAGGGUACCGCCGGUAGCCAACCAGUUCGCUUUGGGGUAUACAUAUCAGGAUGUGCUGGAUGCGGACCACGAAGAUACUCUUGCGCGCGUCUCUGCAUACCUACUCUCUGAACCUUCUCUAUCUUUCGCUCCCCUCCUCAAGCCGCUCCUGACCCCUCAAUCGAUUCCGGAAACACUCGUCGUGAUCCUACUGGAUUGGUCGGACCCAUGGACAUGGAUUCGGCGACUCCGGGAAUGGGUCCGUCUUCUCCGACACGUGCUGAUAUCGCUCGAUGACGAGACGAAGAUCGUCAUGGAAGAGAAUCUCACAGAGUGGAGGGACCGGAAACGAGGCACGGAUCCGAGUUCAGGAGGGGCACAAGGAUUUACCAGCUCCGGAGGCCCUGUGACGAUACCGCUGGGGCCAGGCGAGUGGGAUGAGGGGCUUGGAAUCCCCAUGUGUGUGGUCUGCCAAGGGGCGGACAAAAUUGAAAAGCUGGAGAAGGACCACGGAUGGCACGAAGAGCAAUUCGACUUUAUCCUUCAGUUCAUGAGAACACUACUACUCAAGCACGGCGCGUCGUUGAUCUACACCACACCGUUCCUCGCAAACUCCCUGCAGAGCCUAAUACAGUCCUCCCUCGGCAUACACUCUCUCUUAAAAAGACAGUCCCUCAAACACAACGUGAUCGACCGGGACAAGAUCCUGGUUCCCUCGAAUUGGGAUUCUUGGGGCAAGAUCCGAAUCAUCCGUGAAGGCUUUGACAUGGAAGGCAUAUCAACAGCAUGGUCGAUCGAGAUUCAGGAUCCCCCGGAGCCUCUCACGAACGGCGUGGACGAUCGCAACUCCGACGAACAAACCGCAAACGCAGUGGACGACGGAACCAGCGCCGUAGCGAUCUUCGAGCAAACCAUCCAGGACCCGAAGCGCGACACAUCAAUGGCUCUAACAGGCAGCCAACGGAACGGAAACAAGAUCGAAGUGGACACAUCCGAUAUGCAGAGCUUCCUCACGAAGCAGCUCGAGGUCCUAGAGCAACUGAAGGCGGAGGACGAGAAAGACCGCUCCGUGAAGAAGGUGCCCCAGCUCGAGAUGUCCCCAUUAGACGACAACGGGCGAGUCAAUGAACAUAUCGGUCCCGUACAAUUCAACAUGGGAGGAAUCCAAGUCGACGCAGACGACAUGCUCCGCAAGCUAAAGGAACGCGAAGCCAGCCGCUCCCAAAGAAAAGAAACCCUCUCAUCAUCCGCCGGCGACGAAAAAGCCCACAACCAAGCAUUGGCGAACUUCUUCGCCGGCCUGGUCAAGAAACCCGGGGCAAGUCCCCGCGGCAGCCCAUCAGCGUAAAAAGAUAAAUCAGAUACACCGGCGAUGGGUAGUAGAUGCUGUUUCUUCUUUUUCUUUUUUCUUUUCCAUCCUGU